Messenger RNA from Debaryomyces hansenii CBS767, 1245 nucleotides. RefSeq lists its product as uncharacterized. Bases 1 to 1245 code for a protein of 414 amino acids. NCBI's taxonomy places the organism in Eukaryota, Fungi, Ascomycota, Pichiomycetes, Serinales, Debaryomycetaceae. Gene Ontology annotation, cellular component: mitochondrion. The record is from RefSeq and is a predicted model, not a curated record. Gene Ontology annotation, molecular function: GTP binding. The transcript has a single exon.
AUGAGGUUUAUACGGAGUUUUAUACCAGGCAUUAGAUGCUCGAACUCGCUAAUAUUUAAGAGAAGAGCUUCGAUUGACUAUCUUGUUUCAUCUCUCAAUAGAGCCGAAGAGACUAACAAGGAAGAGCACCCAUCUCAAAAAUGCAACAUUAAUAUAUUAAAGCCAUCAGAAAUUCCUCCAAAGGAUAGCACGAAGCUUGUUAUAUCACCAAACGAAUUAACUGACCAUUUCAGAUAUAAAGAGUACCCCAAACCAACAAGAAGACAAAUUUCUGAAACGCAGGCACUCUUUAAUAAUUCUAGUUUUAAGCUUGAGUGGACGUUAGAUAAAUAUGAUGAAAUACCAUAUAUAAAAUAUAAAAGAUUAAAGGAAGAAAAGACAGAGAAAUUAUCUAAGGUUGAGCCCUAUAGGAAAACGGAGUACCAUUUGACACAAUUAAAUUCUAAAAAGACGUUUGGAAUCCAACCAGAACAUCUCAAACCGAUGCCUGAGGUUCUAUUACUAGGGAACACGAAUGUGGGAAAAUCCUCGUUGAUCAAUAGUUUGUUAGUUAACAGAGAAGAAAAUAAGUCGGCCAAUUUAUCUACCGAGCAUGCAUUUGUUUCGAAGAGGGCAGGCUACACUAAGACGCUCAACUGUUUCAAUAUAGGUAAUAAAUUGAGAAUAAUGGAUAGUCCAGGUUACGGUGAAUUUGGAGAGCUGUCACAAGGAGAGGUUAUAACAGAUUACAUAACCAAGGGACAGUCGUUGAGAAGGGUUUUUGUAUUAAUAGACAGUGUGAAAGGCUUUCAAGAAGAAGACUUACAUAUAAUAGACUUCUUAAUAAGUGAAGGGAUCUCAUUCGAUCUAAUUUUCACCAAGGUAGACCAAGUUAUUCAAAAAUUCAUGCCAAAAAAGCUAAUCAAUUCUAAACAUGCUAAUAAGCCCAAAUCCGUAGAAGAAAGAGUCAACAACGCAACUUUGAUAAAACAAUGCAAUAAGAAGGUCAUUGACUACUUUGGUAGUAUGAUAGAAGAAUCAAAUAUGUCUAAUCUUGUAACCUUACCGAAGUUAUUCUUUAAUAAUGUACAAACGAACAAGUUUGUACCUGGCAGGCAAGGAUAUAAGGAAAUUAGAUAUGAAAUAUUGCUGAGUUGUGGAUUGGUUAAAGAAGAUACAGUAGGUAGUGGUGCUGCCAUUCAAGAAGAGACUAUGAUGAAGCAAAAUGCACUUAGGAGGAAGACAAAGGUUCAAAGACUAAUGUAA